Messenger RNA from Pomacea canaliculata, 3507 nucleotides. RefSeq lists its product as uncharacterized. The record is from RefSeq and is a predicted model, not a curated record. Lineage: Eukaryota; Metazoa; Mollusca; Gastropoda; Architaenioglossa; Ampullariidae. Gene Ontology annotation, biological process: cell-cell signaling; cell fate specification; regulation of gene expression. Gene Ontology annotation, molecular function: calcium ion binding; patched binding.
UUGGUUGACAGGAGCCGGGUGGAGCGCUCAUUAUUUAUGUGUCAGUCUAAACUGAGACCAACGUUCGCAAGGUAAAGAGGGUAGAAAAUGGAGGUUACACCCCUCUGAUGUGGUUGUGAAGGGUGUGUACACAUUGCUGUGACCCCGGACUGCAGGCCGCCGUGUACCUCAGGUGAGACCCCGCUAUACACCUGUACAAUGUACACCCUUGGCUGUAAAUAACAAGCCGUACAACCAGGAAGGUGUGGAUCCUGUUUCAGUGGACUGCUUGUGCAAAGUAGACAGACGGCUUGGGCGAUGGCUGUGAGAACAAAGACGAGGUGAAGGUACAACCACAAAUAAACCACACCUGUCCGACCAACAUGGACUUCAUUAAACUCAUUACACUUACCUUCUCCGCGCUAUUUGUGUUUACCGCAGGAGAGCGUGUCAGGUUCGAAAACUCCGUUUACCAGACAGCCGAUCAAGGUGAAUGCACAGAUAACGACUACACUGAUCUCAAAAACACAGGCAGCUUUCUCCUGACCAGACAAGGGAAAAAUGCCGGGCAGGUCAAGCUGUCACGUGAUGUACAGCUCGUUCACUAUUUACCAGCUGCUGGCAACUGCUUCAGAGCUCACCCUGUCUUCAUCUCCUGCGUGCAGAAAGCCCUCACCGACUUCAACAAGAAGUACAGUCAGGCGUUCCUGUCCGCGGAUACCGCCUGCCCUCUGACCUGCGGUCCAGCUCUGCUCCACAGGAUGUCUUCGCAGCCUCCGGCACCGCUGCCACCUUCCAGCCUGGAGGGGACGCCAGUCACCUGUUGCCGUUAGCCAAGGCUUUUCUUCAGCACUGUCCUGCAAUUCUAGAGAGAAUUCAGCGCAACCUUGGUGUAGUCAUACAAGCCUCUGUGGUCCAUGUCUUCAUGGGCGGACCAACGGAUCCCCCGCGCUUCCUUGUCGAUGGCUACACACAGCUCACUCAAGCGCAGUUCACUGAACAGGCCGUGCUGGCCAUCACGGAGGGACUGGAGAUGAGGAUGCCUGCGGCAAACUGCAGUCUCUUUCCUUCUCUGAGUGCCAGUCAGUCGUGGCCGGAACCCGGCGCCUCAGCAGCCGACACCGUUGGGGAGAUGGAUCUUCCGGUGACUAGAAAUUCGGAAGAUUUUAAGAGACUGGUGCUGUAUCAAGGAACAAACGUGAUGUUCGAUUCUGCUUCUUGUAACGGACAAGGCUGCAUCGACUGCAGCACGGGACCCGUGGACCUGACUCUGGAGAAAAGAUGCGGAGCGCGGAUGAUGAGUUCCCGGAUGUACAACGUCCUUGUCCUCCUGCAGAAGCUGGCGCGCGAGGCGAUGGGGGAGUCUACAAAAAUUCUUGUCUUGAAAGCUUGGGAGGAGGGUGGAUCCACGGCCUCCCUCCAUCAGGAGGGGCGCGCGAUGACCCUUCGUCUGACCUCGGACAGCACCCCCGCCCGGCUCACAGUUCUCUCACACUUGGCCAUCUGCGCCAGAGCUGACUUCGUGAAGCAUGAAGGAGACCAUCUUCUCAUAGCUGUCCAAAAGCAAGACGGGGAGAUGGAGAGUGGCACACAGUUCCCGACCCGCCGCCUCGUGCGAGUCUCUCCUCCCUCCAGUCUGCAGCAUCUCUUCCAGCUUCCCAGCUACGUCAGCGACUCCUCCGAGUUCCCACUGUUCGAUUCCUCCAGCCGCAGAAAUCUCCAAAUCGGGGCAUACGCCAAGCUGGGACAGUUUGCCUCAGAGAGGAGCCGCUACCUCCGUCUGGACCCGCUGAUAGUCACGUGCUACGACAAGCUGAGCGACUACUUUGCCAAGCACUUUAAUGGACCGCAGGCUGGAUCAGUGGAGGUUCUCCGUGGAUUUUUGACCACUGCAGAACGAGACGAACUUUUCGUCACAACCGACCCUCGCUACUUCAGCGGCGUCUUCGGGAUGUCCUUUGAGGUUCGCGCAGGUAACAUGUCCCUGGCUGAUCUCGCCCGACUGGCUGUCAAACAGUGCACCCCGGUGUUCAAGAAGGCCGACAGGGAGAUAGGGGUGGGUCUCUACCCUGACAGAGUUUAUAUCGACAUCCGCCUCUCCUUCCGCUUCUGGAACCCCUCCCUGCAGUACUCUAGCGUGGUCAGAAGCCCAGAGGAGUUAACAACAUACAUGAAACGACUCUUCAGCGCCGCCUUCGAAAAUCGCGUGGUUGACCCUGACUUUCCCACCGAAGCAGACUCGCUGGCCGAGCCCAACCUACGUCAGUCCCUGUCUACAGACACCGCCACACCGAACGAACGGAGCGCCGCAGACGCCGGCGAGCGACCACCACCCCGGCGGCCAACGAUUGCGUUCCUACCCGCGAGACCGCCUUCUGCAGGCUGUCGGGUGUCGCUCGCACCCAGAUGCUGGAUGAGGUUUGGCAACAGGAGCUGCGAGAUUUACGAAGAGAAGCAGCGGCACUGCAGUAACUUCUUACACUGGUCUCCUUUUGAGAUGGCCCCGGAGAACGAAACCUGGACGUUGAACCUGUUCCCCCGGGAGAGGGGGGACAUACGCCAGUACGCAUGUGACCAAGACAACGGACGCUGCAUAGAACACGAGGCCCUCUUCCUGCUCGUGGUGAACCUGGUGGAGGGAACGUUUCGGCCUUACGAAGGCAGAAGCGUGGAGCAAGAUUUGUACCCGCGCACAGAAAACCCGUCCCCCGUGCUGGACCUGCUGCACGUGCUGUACGCCGCUUACGCUGAAAACGUCAGCAAAGUCUGGGUUCAUGACGAGAGCGACCUGAGUGCCAUGUCCACGGCUGCUCUGAUGCUGUACAAUCCCUUUGUCUCCCACGUUGAGAUCUACGUCCAGCAGCCCAGCAGCAAAGUCGCGGUGCAGAGUGUGGUCGCCAACCUGGUGGAGGAGUGGAGAACCACAGGUAGCACCCAAUUUGCUCGCGAAUUCAUCACAUCCUAUUCCAUCCAGGACUUCCCUCCCGCAACUCGGAAGAAAAGGUCUGUGGAAAUGCAUCUGAAACGACAAGAACUCAUCGACAGGGUGCGCAACUGGGAAAGCCAUCCUUCCAAAUGGGAACUAUAAUUCUCUCCCUUUUUACGUUUCCUUGCGGGAAAAACUUGUAACCGUUUUAAAUCAGGAUGCGAAGGCAUCACACUAUUUAAAUGUGUACAGGCUUAAAUUCUGCCCAAUCUUUUAUUCCUGCACCUUGAUACUUAUCUCUUCACAUUGGUUGCGACUUCUACUUGGUUAAUAUUAAUAUACCCUCAUUCUUCUUUGAGGACAAAACUCAUUUAUUACAACUGUUAAUAUUUACUGGACAAAAACAAUUUCCACGUUAAAUACUUUAUUCCUACUAAACAUUAUAGGUUUAGCUGUUCCACACAAUGUAUGUGGAACUAGUAAAUGAGAAUAAAUGUGAGGGACUGAUACUUUGCUUGAACUUGGUGCAGUAUUGCAAUCAUUGACACACAACUCUGACCUCCGACUUUGAUGACUCAAAAAUAAAUUUUUAAUAUACAAGA